This is a messenger RNA of Alligator mississippiensis (American alligator), 973 nucleotides long. Its product is annotated as SLC35A4 upstream open reading frame protein. The transcript is spliced from 3 exons. The record is from RefSeq and is a predicted model, not a curated record. The coding region runs from base 320 to 667 and encodes 115 amino acids. Lineage: Eukaryota; Metazoa; Chordata; Crocodylia; Alligatoridae.
UGACUGGCCUCUCCUCCGGGUUACAGCAAAGCUGGGCCAAGCUUCCUGUGGGGUUGUAUCUUUCCUCACCCCCUGUUUCCUGUAGCUGCAGCGGCUGACCUGGCUUUCCUCAGCGCUCUGAAGCAGCCAUCAGCUUCUGAGCCUUGGAUUUUAUAAUGCUGUUUUCAGCCUGUGACUUCCUUGUGUAACCUUACUUCUGUGCCAGUUAUUGAGCUUGUGUGCCCAUAUGCCCGUAAGUGGCAGGUCAUAUUGUUUCAAUCCCUCUCAAAAUUGCACUCGGACGCCCCUUCGACUUGGUCUGAGCUUCCUUAGAAUUUGAAUGACUGAAGCUGAGUUCAUUAACAGCGGAUAUGUUAAACGCAUGAUCCCUGACUCGUUACCAAAGCUGAAGGAUCUAGCUUUUUUGAAGAAUCAGUUGGAAAGCUUACAGCGAAGAGUUGAAGAUGAAGUGCAUGCUGGAGUGGGACAGAAUGGAUCUUUGCUGGCAUCUCCAUUUCUCAAAGGCUUCCUGGCAGGUUACGUUGUAGCCAAACUCCGCUCUUCUGCAGUCCUUGGAUUUGUGGUUGGGACUUGCACUGGAAUAUACACAGCUCAAAACUAUGCCAUUCCCAAUGUUGAAAAGACAAUCCGAGACUAUAUCAGCUCGAUGAAGAAAGGACCAGAUUAAAGGGGAAGCCUUUGGGCAGAGGUGCACUCCAGAAACGGCUCUUCUCAUUUUAGACAUGCUAGACAAUUGACAAUAAAAGGAUGCUACAGGCCUCCCAGGAUAGCAGCUAUAUACAUCAUUUAUCUCCUUUGGAAAACAAAUUCAAUACCAGAUCAGUGUGAAAUCAGCAGGUCUGAUUAAUAACAUGUUGUAAUCAGAAUAACAUGCAAAUGCCAGUCACUAUUUUACACUGUUCAGGACUUUCAUGUGUCAAAAUCUGAAUGUGGACAGCUGCCUUUCUCGUAAUAAUAUAUCAACCUGCUUUUA